Mugil cephalus (flathead mullet) is the source of this 946-nucleotide messenger RNA. RefSeq names its product hydroxysteroid (17-beta) dehydrogenase 8 (gene hsd17b8). Bases 25 to 795 code for a protein of 256 amino acids. Gene Ontology annotation, molecular function: oxidoreductase activity, acting on the CH-OH group of donors, NAD or NADP as acceptor. The transcript is spliced from 9 exons. Lineage: Eukaryota; Metazoa; Chordata; Actinopteri; Mugiliformes; Mugilidae. The record is from RefSeq and is a predicted model, not a curated record.
ACUACAACAACACAGAAAACUGUCAUGGCGGCCGCCACAAGGCUCAUAUCAAGGUUGACUCUGGUCACUGGUGGGGGCAGUGGGAUUGGACAGGCGGUGUGCCAGCGCUUCGCCUCUGAAGGCGCCUCCGUUGUGGUCGCUGACAUCAGUGAAGAGUCGGCCAAUGAGACGCUGAAGAGCCUGACGAGUGACUGCAGGGGGCAGGUCCACAUGUCGGCUGAGGUGGACGUGUCGUCAAAAGAGAGCAUAAAGAAGCUGAUAACAAAUAUACAGACUCUUUACUACCAGCCUCCCUCUGUGUGUGUGAACGCAGCAGGCAUCACUCAGGACGACUUUCUGCUCAACAUGGAGGAGGAACACUUUGACAGAGUCAUCCAGGUCAACCUGAAGGGUUCAUUCUUGGUCACUCAGGCGGUCGCUCAGGCUCUGGUGGCUUGUGGAGCACCCAAAGGAUCCAUCGUGACUUUAGGCAGCAUCGUUGGGAAGGUGGGAAACCUGGGACAGUCAAACUACAGCGCCUCCAAAGCUGGAGUUCAGGGUUUGACCAGGACCGCUGCCAAAGAGCUCAGCAGGUUUGGGAUUCGGUGUAACUGUGUGUUACCAGGUUUCAUAUCGACUCCAAUGACGGAUAAAGUGCCAGAGAAGGUCAUCACUAAGAUGAAGUCCUUGGUGCCACUGGGAAGGAUGGGAGAACCUGCAGAGGUCGCUGAUGUCUGUGCCUUUCUAGCUUCAGAUGAUUCUCGUUACAUCACGGGAGCCAGCAUCGAGGUGACAGGUGGACUUUUUAUUGGUUGAAUCAGCUGUUCGUCUCAUGGAUGACGGCCGGUGGGACGAUAGUUUCUUCUUAAUUCAUUUGAUUGUCAGUUUGUAAAUCUUGUUGUGAGCUUGACACUUUUUAAUGUCUAUAAAGAGCAGAAUGUUGAAUAUAAACUUGAUGAAACUUUAA